Molecule: messenger RNA, 1874 nt
Organism: Halteromyces radiatus
Lineage: Eukaryota; Fungi; Mucoromycota; Mucoromycetes; Mucorales; Cunninghamellaceae
Exons: 4
Coding region: 83-1678 (531 amino acids)
Biological process (GO): fungal-type cell wall organization; osmosensory signaling pathway via Sho1 osmosensor; hyperosmotic response
Cellular component (GO): extracellular region; plasma membrane; site of polarized growth
Molecular function (GO): osmosensor activity
Source: RefSeq, a predicted model, not a curated record
UGGAUCAACGACUUCUUCUGAACAGAAAUCAACCAUUACACCAAAACCAAAAUAUAUUACCACCACUACAGCUCACAGAUCAAUGGAAACUACUACAACAACGGAAUGUAACAACUUCCUUGGAAUUGGAUGUGGCAAAAAGACAACAUCGGUUCCUGAAACUACCACUGAUGGAUCAUCAACAUCAACUACCACUGGCGAAGUUUCAACUACUACUGACAAGGUUUCAACCACCACUGACAAGGUUUCAACUAUGUCCCAAUGCAACAACCUCCUAGGAAUUGGCUGCGACUCAACUCCUUCAGCUACGACUCGCGAUGAAAGUACUAGCACUCGUUUAAGAUCUACAACGACCACUGAUGAUAGCACUGCAACAAUUACUGGAACAACAACCAGUGCUGAGCCAACUGUUACUACUUCAUCAUCUUCAUCAUCAUCAGUAAAGAAAUGUGGUUUGCUGGAUUUUGACUGUCAUGCUUCAACAACGGAUGCAACGACCACUGGAUUUUCUACUGCUAUUGUCACAUCAUCGGGUGUUAGUGACAAAUCAACAACAACAGAUCGUUCGACCAAUACUGCAACAACUACCACUACAGAUGAUACUACCACUAUCGCUACCACUGAUGCUCAACCAACAACUACCACGCAACCAACAACUACCGCAGAACCAACCCAUGAUACUACUACUACUACCACUACUAGUACCACCACCACCACUACUACUACUCCUCGAUCUUCUUCUUCCUACAAGUACCAGUCGUACACUUGGCUCAAUCCAUCGUUCACGUUGUCCAUCAAUACUGCUAAUUCGUCUUCUAGAACUGUCAAAGCUUCAUCUUCAGCAUCAGCAUCAGCAACUCCAAGCAAUAAUCUUCCUGCAGCCAUCAUCCCUAACGAUAAUGUUAUCAUUCCAGCUGACUUUUCAAGUGUCACGAUCAAAUUUGACUAUUUAUCCUUCAGUGAAAUGGUUUCCAAUUCCAUAUUGACAGCUCAGUUUGUUCAAUCAGUACCAGUUUUAUUCAGCAAAGUUCUGGGAUGUGGUUUGGAUGAUAUCAUUGUUCAAUCUAUUGUACCUAGCAACAAUAACAACAACAAGAAGAAACGUGAUACGAGUACUUCAUCAGGUGUGAUCGUUACCAUGGCCUUGCCCAGUAAUCAAGUCAGUAAUUUGCAACAACUGAUCUCGAAUCCUACCAGUUCACUUUAUGCUUCUGACAAUGGACAACUACCUACCUUGAUCGACAAGUCCUAUGCUGUUAAUGGAGGAGCAGGCAAUGCUGCAGGUGUCAUGUCUGAUCCCAAUGCAUCUUCGAACAACAGCAAUAACAAUAACAACGGUAACGGAUCUAACCCUAGCAAUGGCAACAAUGGUGGAAGUAGUGGAUUAUCCCGUGCAGGGAUUAUUGGUAUUUGUGUCUCUGUAGGAGUUGUUGUGUAUGCAGCUGCUACUGUAGUUGCUGUUCGAGUAUAUCGUCAACGCAAGCUCAGAAAGGAACAAAAUGCAGUAAUGGAUCAUCAAGAUUUUACUCAAAGUAUCUCAGCGCCAAUAAUGAAUGAAAACACACUUGGAUUCAGUCCAUAUCAUGCUCUACAACCUCAUCAGUAUUUCCAUUAUGGUCAUUCAAACUCUCCUCCUCCAUUACAACAAGCUCCUCAUACUUCAACGCACCAAUGGUAAUCGUUUAUUAUUGUUUUAGUUAGUUUAGUCAACCCUUCUCUUAUUUACUUUUUACUACUUAUCAUUUUAUUUUAUUUUAUUUUUUUGUACUGUAUUAUUGUAUUAUUAUUAUUGUUGUUAUUCUGACUCUUAUAGCUUUUAUUGACUUUGCUAAUGAUGAUGAUAAAAGAAUAAAGAAUUAUAUCUGUUUCUGUUA